Ipomoea nil (Japanese morning glory) is the source of this 1564-nucleotide messenger RNA. RefSeq names its product serine carboxypeptidase-like 50. Lineage: Eukaryota; Viridiplantae; Streptophyta; Magnoliopsida; Solanales; Convolvulaceae. The transcript is spliced from 2 exons. The record is from RefSeq and is a predicted model, not a curated record. The coding region runs from base 110 to 1483 and encodes 457 amino acids. Gene Ontology annotation, biological process: proteolysis. Gene Ontology annotation, molecular function: serine-type carboxypeptidase activity.
GUAUCUUCGAUUCCCAGUCUUCUUGUACUGUUUGAAGUCAAAACUAUGAAUUUUAGUUGCUACUAGUGCCAAACUACUCUGCUUCCUAUUUCCUUCUCCGCAUCCAUCAAUGGCAUCCAAAUCCCUUACCCAUACACUCUUUUUCAACCUCCUUAUCUUCACUGUUUUUGAAUACUCGUCUUGCAAAUCAUCCACUCCCUUCCCUCAAGAAGCCCUUCCCACCAACUCCGGCUACCUUACGGUCAACUCCACCACCGGCUCCGCCAUUUUCUACACUUAUUACGAAGCCCAGAACCCAAUUUUCCCUCUCUCCAAGACUCCGAUUCUGAUCUGGCUUCAAGGCGGCCCCGGCUGCUCCUCCAUGCUCGCCAACUUCUACGAGCUGGGCCCUUGGCGAGUGUCUUCUUCUUCUAAGGGGAAAAACGCAGAAGAACAGAUUUCCUUAGAUCCCAACCCUGGGUCUUGGAAUCGCAUAUUUGGGCUUCUUUUUCUGGAUAACCCCAUUGGAGCUGGGUUUAGUGUCGCCUCGACUCCGGAAGAAAUCCCGAGGGACCAACUGGGUGUUGCGAAGCAUCUUUUCAUCGCGAUUAGGAAGUUCAUAGCGUCGGAUGCUUCGUUCAAGGCGCGCCCAAUUUACAUUACCGGCGAGAGUUAUGCCGGAAAAUAUGUGCCGGCGAUUGGGUAUUAUACCCUGAAGAAGAACGCUUAUUUGGCGGAGUCGAGCAGGGUGAAUUUGGCCGGCGUUGCCAUUGGGAACGGGUUGACUCACCCGGUGGCUCAAGUGGCUACUCACGCCAUUAACGCCUACAAUCUGGGGUUGAUCAAUGACAAGCAAAAGAGGCAAUUGGAGAAGCUCCAAGAGGUGGCGGUUGGGCUAACCGAGAGGGGGAAUUGGAGCGCGGCCGUGAGUGCUCGGACAGGGGUCUUGAGGGCCUUGCAAAACAUGACCGGACUAGCAACUUUGUACGAUUUUAGACGGCAAACGCCCUACGAGGAUGAGUUAGUGGCCAAAUUGCUGAGCAGCGUGGAGAUCAAGAGGCUAUUGAAAGCCAAGGAAACCAUUACUUUCGAGACUUGCAGCGAUUUGGUCGACCAGGCUCUCCACUCGGACGUGAUGAAGAGCGUGAGGUACAUGGUGGAGUUUUUGGUGAAAAACACUAAGGUGUUGUUGUAUCAGGGGCAGUGUGACUUGAGAGAUGGGGUGGUGUCGACCGAGGCGUGGAUCAAGACGAUGGAGUGGGAGGGGGUUGGAGAGUUUUUAGCAGCGGAGAGAAAGAUUUGGAGGGUGAAUGAGGAGCUAGCAGGAUAUGUGCAGAAGUGGGGGAAUUUGAGCCAUAUUGUGGUGUUGGGUGCUGGGCAUUUGGUCCCUACUGAUCAGUCACUGAAUUCUCAAGCCAUGAUAGAAAAUUGGGUGCUGGAGAAUGGGUCGUUUGGGAGUGAAUCCAUUCAUGCCAAGCCCUCCGAAUUGAUUGGUGCACUCUGAGUAUUACCAUUUACCUGUCUGUAGUGCAUUGUUAACGGCUUAACUUUUCAGAUGGACGAAUAACACGCACUAAUUUUAUUA